AUGUAUCGGAGCCUUGUUGGAGGGCUAUUAUAUCUUGCCGUUACCGCUAGACCUGAUAUAGCUGCAUGUACUGCAAUUCUCGGACGCAAAUUCAGCGCUCCGGGUGAAGCAGAUUGGACCGCUGCGAAACGAGUUCUACGCUACCUGAAGGCAACAGCUGACUACAGUCUGCAACUAGGAGGAGAACCGGAUAAGACGCUAAUUGGUUACUCAGACUCUGACUGGGCAGGAGAUGUCGUUAGCCGAAAAUCAACAUCCGGGUUUGUGUUUUUGUUCGGAGGUGGAGUGAUUUCCUGGGCUAGUCGCCGCCAGACGUCCGUCACGCUCUCGUCAAUGGAGGCAGAGUACGUAGCGCUCAGCGAAGCUUGCCAAGAGAUCGUUUGGUUGAGGAAGCUUUUUCGUGAUUUUGGUGAAGAACAGAAGGAUCCAACCGUCAUGAACGAGGACAAUCAGGGAUGUCUUGCGUUUGUAAAGUCAGAGCGUUUGAGUCGACGAUCGAAGCACAUCGAUACAAGGGAGAAUUUCGUUAAAGAUUUGUGCGAUAAGAAGGAAAUAGUUGUGUUGUACUGUCCAACAGAUCUAAUGGUUGCCGAUGGAAUGACAAAACCCCUCGGACCUUUGAAACAUAGGAAGUUUUGUGAAAUGAUAGGGUUGUCAGUGAAUCAGGCGAUCACUGAGGAGGAGUGUGGAGAAAAACAGUGA
Messenger RNA from Topomyia yanbarensis, 702 nucleotides. RefSeq lists its product as uncharacterized. Bases 1 to 702 code for a protein of 233 amino acids. Lineage: Eukaryota; Metazoa; Arthropoda; Insecta; Diptera; Culicidae. The transcript has a single exon. The record is from RefSeq and is a predicted model, not a curated record.